Molecule: messenger RNA, 7881 nt
Organism: Centropristis striata (black sea bass)
Lineage: Eukaryota; Metazoa; Chordata; Actinopteri; Perciformes; Serranidae
Product: protein FAM171A2
Exons: 8
Coding region: 68-2578 (836 amino acids)
Source: RefSeq, a predicted model, not a curated record
CACACACACGCUGCAGGAGCAUGGAGCCAUGGCCGCCGAGCUGCUGGACUAGACAUGUAGUUUAAGGAUGCCAGCCAGCUUCUUGUCUCGUUUGCUGCUGUCCGUGUGGAUCUGCGCGGUGCGGGAGGCGCUGGCCAAAUCUCUGCCGGAUCAGGGAGCCUCCGAGGUGCAGAUUAAGGUCCAGGUGUUCGACAACAGCGACCUUUCGCCGCUGGCCGGCGCUCAGGUGGUCGUCCACGGCAACCAAAGCCUGCUGGCGUCCAGCACGGCGGGCAGCGAUGGCGUCCUGAGGGUCAGCUUCCCGUACCGCACGGGAUCAUGGGUAAUCAUCACAGCCUCCAAACAGGACUACGUCACCAACUCGGUGCCCUGGCACUCCAGCCGCAUCCCCCUGUACGCCUCAGUGAGCCUGUACCUGCUGGUCCAGAGACCUGGGACUCUCAUCCUGUACGAUGACGUGCUGCAGGUGCUCUCCGGCUCUCCAGGAGGUCGUAACCAGCCGCUGGUGCAGCUGCAGAGGAAGUCGCUGCAGCUGCCGUCCAACUCCAACUACACGGCGCUGUCGGCGGCGCUGACCACGGCCAGGACGCAGUACGAGAUCGGAGGGUUCCCGUUUCUGCUCGGACAAGAGACCAACAGCUCAGGUGCAGAGACGGGGUGGACGGACCUGACGGCUCUGGCCGUGGUCAGCAUCCAGUUGUUUGAUAAAGACGGCAGCUCCAUCCAGGUCUCUGAUCCGAUCCACGUCUCAGUUCCGCUGCCGUCUGACACCAGAAACAGGAUGCCCACCAGCGUCCCCGCCUGGCUCUACCAGCCCAAGACUGGCCUGUGGGUCAGGAACGGGACAGGCUACAUCAAGAAGGACGGCUCUCAGUUCGUGUGGAACGUGGUGGUUCCUCAGAUGGGAUACUGGUUGGCUGCCUUCCCUUCUUCUGCAGGACUGGGUCUGUCCCAUCCAGGCCUGAGGGACAUCACCACCUACCACACCCUGUUCCUGCUGUCCAUCCUGGGCUCUCUGGCCCUGCUGGUGCUCAUCCUGCUCUGUGUGCUGCUCUACUACUGCAGGUGUGGGGAGCGUAGGCGCAGACGGAAAUGUUUGAAACCUCGCCGCCAGCAGGGGAAACCCCACGCCGUGAAUCUGAACGGUGCCAAGAGAGACCAGGGCACGUCCACAUCCCGCCUGAACCUGAUCUGUGGAGGCCACGCCGAGUCCGACCCCUCCAACGACAAGUCUGAAAUGUCUCCGUCCCGAGACUACCAGAGCUCCCGGGAGGACCUGACCAAACACGUCCCGGCUCACAUGCUGCGACACGCCAAGGGAAAGAACGCGUCCGGCCCCCAGCGCGGCGAGAGCUUCCCCAUGAAGGUGACCCGAGCCACCGAGACCAACAACCUGGACAACCCGCUGCUGCACGAAGACUACAACCGCAGCUACAGCCCCAUGGAGGGCAAGGAGUCAGAGUACCACCGCCACCACAACGCCAACGACAACCGAGGGUACUCCUCCGACCCGCCGUCCCCGCCGCGCUUCCAGGGCUACGUGCCGAGCCAGUCCGACAAACCACCCGAGUACUCGGCCACGGCGGCGGACAGCCUCGCCCGGCCCACGUCCCUCAACACCCAACCGGGCCAGAUCAUCUUCUGCAGCUCCAUCGACCAGAUGAAGGAGAACAUGUACCGCAGCAUGGUGCCCACCCUCGUCAUCCCGGCGCACUACAUGCGUCUUCCCUCCGAGUUCUCCAAGGACGGCAAAGACGGGAAGGACCAGGACAAAGAUGGCGCUCAGAUGGGCGGCGGCCAGCAGCACCAUCACCACCACAUGAAACAAGGCCAGCAGCAGCAGGGCGGCUCCCAGGGCGACGACUCCGAGGACCCCAGCUGGGCGUCCGACUCGUCCGGCGGCCCCGUGACCAUCCCGGUGCUCUUCAACGACUCCACCAUGGCGCAGAUGAAUGGCGAGCUGCAGGCGCUGACGGAGAAGAAGCUGCUGGAGCUCGGCGUGAAGCAGCACCCGCGAGCGUGGUUCAUCUCCCUGGACGGACGGAAUAACGCCCAUGUUCGCCACUCCUACAUCGAUGCUGGGAACGACCUCAGUGGUGGCGGUGGAGGCGGGAUCGGCGGGUUCUUAAGUGGCCCCGGCAAUGCGUCCCGAGACAUCAACCUUGAGCCGCCGCUGGAAUCCCAAGAGCGCAAAUCAAUGAUGAACCGGAAGGGCAAAGACGAGCGCUGGGGGACGGGAGGGCGGAAGGGCCACGGCGUGAGCAGCAGCGGCGGGAAGUGCUACUCCAAGCUGGCGUACCCGGACCACAGCGAACCCAGCAGCAGCGAGGGCCGCCCCGUCUCGCCCGAGGAGAACUCCCUCACCCCGCUGCUGGACGAAGGCCCGUCGUCCCGAGGAUCCACCAUCCCGCGGAGAGGCCGCAGCCGCGUGAACAGCAGCCGCAGCAGCAACAGCGAGAACCGGCGCGACUCCAUGACGAGCCCCGAGGACGACCCCGACGACAAGGACGAGAACAAGAAGAGCCCCUGGCAGAAGAUCGAGGACCGGCCGCUCAUGGUCUUCCACCCCAGGAAGUAAACUGACUUUGAAUCAUUUAAAAGAAAAAGGCGGGAAUCUUUCCACACCAGUAGAAGCGAGAUGUUUUCACCGAGAGAGAUCACAAUAAGCACAACCACGCUCCACCGGCUCGUCGUGUCGUUCGAGGUGCUCCGGUUCCUCUCGUCGUCUCACUGUCGCUUUAACCUCCCGAGAUGAUCUGUCAUGUGCUGAAACGUAUCCAGUUUAUCGUGAAUUCUGUCACCUACCACGCCACUGAACCAUCGUCUGAGCCAUGUAUACACUGACUGUGGAAAUAGCCAUUUUAUAGAGCAAAAUAUAAGAAUAAAGCACUUACUAAUGAUUGGAUAAUUGAGGUUUUUAUGGGACUGAUGAGUUAGAUUUCCUCUCUGGACUUGAAAGGCACAGAUGAGCUCUGUUUGUUUCUCCCUGCUCCUAAACUCUCACCAGAAUAAGUUUUCUUUACAGGAAACAGCUUCCCAGAGCGUGAACGUGUCGGGAACUUAUCAGUUGUGCUGAUUUUUCUCUAAAAGUUUCCUGAGCCCCUGUGACGGAUUAAUGCGAUCUCUAGAGUCCAGCGUGCGACUUGCAUUUUGCUCCUUCAGGGAUGAACUUGAUUUCCUCUCUCUCUCCUGUGCUGUGUUCAUGUGUUCAAACUACUUAUUCAGAAAUGUUGAGCUUCAUAUUAACGUCAUCCUUCUCUGUCGUUGAGUUAUUGCCAAAAUCUGGACUUUAAACACAUUCUCACUCCAAACUGGUCAGAUACAAACCAUUUGUCAGCGUAAGAUAUGAAGAAUUCUUCAGGGUCGGUCUCUUGUUACAGGCACAGUGGCUUUUCAAAAUAAACUUGUGUAUUCAAAGUAAACAUACAGUUAGAAGGGUUCCCACAAUCGUAAAAAAGGUGGAAAAAAUCAUGAAAUUUCAAAUCUAAUCUCAAAUUUAAUCCUUGAAAGUUUUGGAAAAGUUGUUGAAUUUAUUUGUAAAUAACUUAACGUAUCUAUAAUAUGCGUUGAUGUGUAACAAUGUUUACGUUUACCAUUUCAAUUUUUUUCUCACGUUCUGUCUCAGCCUCCUUUCUCAGUCGAUAAAGAUGCAUUAAACAUAAAUGUUUGUGAUGCUUCAAAAAGAUGUUGAGAAAAAAAACAUUAAUAGCAUAAAUACUUACUUUACUGCAUUGUUUUGCAGACUUGUUUCAAUAUGAGUAUAUGAGAAAUUUUGUCUAUUUAUGGACCAAAAGUACUUGGUUAUUGUUUAGAAAUAACUUCAGGGUUCGGGUUGAAUACCUGCUUCCAUACUACUGGAAGCAGUCAUGUAGGUGACGUAGAACAUGAUGUAAAAUUACUUCUGCACACUUUAAACGGACUUUUGUGCUCUUUAUACUACAAAAGUUGUUCCAAACGUCUAAUAAUGACUCGGAUGGGUUUAUAUUAGGUGUGUUUCCAUCCAACUCUUUUUAUGCCAUUUUAAAUUUGUGCAUAAAGAAACCUGUGUGGAAAAGCUGUGAUUUCAAUCAAAGUUUUUAAAUAUUGCAGAAAAGUUUUGACACUUUGCCAUGGUGGAAUAGUUUGUGCACUGAUUAAGGAAAGUCUCCAGCCGGUUGUGCUCGUAGGCAAUUUUUUAUCUCACAUUUCCUUCCAGUUGUCACCAUUUGAAGUUCAACUGGCGCUCUUUUAAUCAUGUCAUCUUGUUGUGCCCUCUUCUUCUUUAAUGGUAUGAUGGUUUCCAAGGUUUUCUGACUGGAUAAACUAACCUAAACAAGCAUUCAUUCCGUCAAUAUUCUUGAAAUUCUAAUCAAAUUUGAGCUACAUUUGGCUGUAAACCUGGCUGCUGGAGUUAAUGUGAAGCCCCAGAUGCUGGAGGCUUCCUUGUGUCUUACCUUAAACGGACUUUUGUGCUCUUUAUAUUACAUCAGUUGCUCCAAAUGUCUAAUAAUGACUGUUGGGUUUACAUUAGGUGUUUCCAUCCGACUGUUUAAUGCACAUUUUAUAUUUGUGCAUAAAGAAACGUGUGGAAAUGCUGUAAUUUCAAUCAAAGUUUUUAAAUAUUGCAGAAAACUUUUGACACUUUGCUGUGAUGGAAGAGUUUAUGCAUUGAUUAAGACAAUAUGUGACAAAAUGCAAUGAAAACAGAUUUAGCUAAUAACUGAUGAUGUGCAUCAGGCUCUUACAUUAGUCUCCAGCCGGUUGUGCUCGCAGGCUAAUUAUUGUGUCAUAUUUCCUUCCAGCUUCCAGUAUUUGAGGUUCGACGGGCGCUUUUUUAAUUAUGUCAUCUUGUUGCGCCUCUUCUUCUGAUAUAGUGUGUUGGUUUCCAAGGUUUUCUGCUUGGAGAAUUGAACUACGAACUAAAACAAGAACAUUUUCUUGAAAUUCUUAUCAAAUUUGAGCUACAUUUGGCUGUUAACCUGGCAGCUGAAAUUAAUGUAAAGCCCCGGACACUAUAGGCUUCCUUGUGCUCUUGUAUCUGACAAUGAGUUUCCCUGCCGAAGUGUCUGUAUCUGACAGGUUCGGAGUGAGAACGUGUCAGGACUUUCUGCCUUUCUCUCCUGUUGUUUAUCGGUCGACAGAGACUUCUUUGCGAUUUCUGCUGUGUAAAUAGAUUCCCAGACAUUUGAAAGAAAGGUUGCAUGCAUAUGAAUGUAUGAAAUAAACCGAAGGCACCUAAAGCCCCCCACAGCUCUCCGGGUUCCUGCAGACAACUCCCACCCCACCCCCAAUCGCCAAGAAACAGCGAGUCUAAACAGCAAAAGCACCACUUUACUUGAAGACUUGCCUGUUUAAUAUUCUACUGAGACCUACAGGGGUUGUUUCCCGACAGGGCCUGUACCACUUCUCUCCUGUAAGUGCCUUCUUUCCCAGAGGAUCGGGUGAUAGGCAUGCAGGUCACUAACGAAGCACACUGCACUGUGGUGGGAACACGUCACUCUGGGGAGCAUGCCUGCCAAAACUGACAACUUUUAUUGCGGCUGUUGAGUCCUUUAAUAUCUUAAUUUCUUGUAUCUAUCCUCUUUUUCACCAAACUUGUAAAUGGUACGAUGAACUAUAUGAGAUUUUAUGUGUAUACAAUGUGCAUGUAACCUGUAGAAUAGGGUGUUUUUAAAUGAAAAGGUUUUUCUAAAUUGAUCCAGGAUGUUUGGCACAAAAAUGUGACGCACUGAUGCAUUGAAUCGUGUUGCCAAAAUGAACUCGGUUAUUAUGAAGGACGGAGGCUUCCAGAAUCAUAAAUAAAUAAAUGAUUCAAUUAAAUAAUUUAAUUCCAUUAAAAUUUACCAAAAUAAUAUAAAAAAUAAAUGUAGCCAUUCAUUAUAAAUAAUUUAAAAAAAAUCAAAAGUGACACAAAUUAAUAAUUAAAUGUAAUUAAUAUUUCAGUUUAAUUUAUUUCUUCUUGUAUUGAUCAGUAAAUAUAUGUAUUUAUUUAUUUUAAUUUUUAAUUUUGGUAUUUAUGUGUUAGUUUGAAUAAUUAUUUUCCCGUCAUUUAUUAAAUAAAUAUAAAUAAAUAAAAUACAAAAAUAAAAUAGUAUUAAUAAAUAAAUAAAUAAAUAAAUAAAAGGGAUUUUUUAAAUUAAUUAAGUUAACUACAAAUAAAUAAAAUUAAAAAAAUAAUAUUCUUUUUAAGCUAUAUGGCUUACUGGCUUAUUUAAAGAGCUUUUUUAAAUUCAUAUUUAUCUAUAUUCUGGCAGCUCCCGUCGUCCACAGGUUACAUGAAGAAACACUGAACUUUUCUCUUAACCCAGUUCUAACAAAAUUCACUUCCGGUCGUAAAUGUUUACAGAGAACAUACUGACCAACACGCAUCUCCAACACGCAUCACCAUCAGGCAUCAGCAACACGCAUAACAAACACGCAUCACCAACACGCAUCACCAACAGACGUCACCAACAGACGUCACCAACACACAUAACCCACAGACAUAACCAACAUACAUCACCAACACACAUCACCAACAUGCAUCACCAACACACAUAACCCACAGACAUAACCAACAUACAUCACCAACAGACGUCACCAACAGACGUCACCAACACACAUAACCCACAGACAUAACCAACAGACAUCACCAACACACAUCACCAACACGCUUCACCAACACACAUCACCAACACGCUUCACCAACAUGCAUCACCAACAUGCAUCACCAACACAUAUUACCAACAUACAUCACCAACAUACAUCACCAACAGGCAUCACCAACAGACAUAACCACCAGACAUUAUCAACACGCAUCACCAACAUGCAUCACCAACACACAUUACCAACAUACAUCACCAACAGACAUCACCAACACGCAUCACCAACAUGCAUCACCCACACACAUAACCAACAGACAUCACCAAAAUACAUCACCAACAGGCAUCACCAACAGACAUAACCACCAGACAUUACCAACACACAUCACCAACAUGCAUCACCAACACAUAUUACCAACAUACAUCACCAACAUACAUCACCAACAGGCAUCACCAACAGACAUAACCACCAGACAUUACCAACACGCAUCACCAACAGGCAUCACCAACACACAUUACCAACAUACAUCACCAACAUACAUCACCAACAGACAUCACCAACACGCAUCACCAACAUGCAUCACCAACACACAUAACCCACAGACAUAACCCACACACAUAACCAACAGACAUCACCAACAGACAUCACCAACACGCAUCACCAACACGCAUCACCAACACGCAUCACCAACACGCAUCACCAACACUCGUUGCCAACAGGCAUCUACUACACGCAUCACACUGCCUCCGACAUCCAACAACUGUGACUGAAUCACAACAUCCUUCAGAUAAAAGCUCACCACUGUAAAACUUGAAGAUGUUUUUUGGUUUUCUUGGUUUGAUUCUGAAGUGAAGGCUGUAUAAAGGUCACGCUAACUCGUUGGUCCUUUCCACCACCUGCUUGCUGUUCAUACGCCGUGUCAGUCGGUACAAACUGAACAUGUGAUGUAACUCAAAGUCUGAAGAAUAACCAUGACGCCAUGAGGCGAUUCCUACUGAACUGUCGUGUCCACUGCUGUAAAUGUACAUUUUACUGGGACCAGAUAUGGAAUUAUUAUUAUUCUGAGUUGUGCAAUUGUGGCUUUCCUCGCUUGUUUUUGUUUUACAUGAGAUAAUCUGUAAUUUCUCGGUAGAUUUUUGUGUGUUUUGGACGGAGAUUUUACACAACAACUGAGAGGACACGGUCGAUGUUAAAACAGUUUGUUGGAGUUUUGAGGACUGUAGAUCAUCUGCUUCAUCAACCUGGUCAGGUGUUUGUAAACUGUAAAUUGAUUCUUUCUGUACAUGAGACAAAAUAGAAAUAAAUUUGUUCCCACGGUCA